CGUGGGGGCGGUCAGAGGGGCUGCCCUUUCCACCUCCAUUCACACUCUGAAAGGCUGAUGUUGCGUCUUUCUCUCUCAUUGUGCACUUUCGUUCGCUUAUUUCGCUGUUCGGGGGGAAAUGGAACCUGAAUGAGAGUUUGCCCAUUGUUGCAAGAGUUUUGUUUUGGUUUAUCAAGGCAGAAAUUUCAUGCAAUCCAACUGCAUUUUUGCACGCGUUUUGAUGGGAUAUAUUUUGUUCAGCGCAUGGGAGCUCGUCUUGAUCCUUUGGAUUGCUUCAACUCUCCUCUCUGCGCGCAGAAAACUCACUUCCACAAUGUUUACGCACAAAACGGACGACCACUUUUAAACACCGAUAUUAUUCCGAAUUCAAAGAUCUAAAGGAGGAAUGGAUUUACUCGGUGGGCGACUCGUGCAAAAGAGCAAAAAUGCAUAAAAUCCCUCUGCAACUUUUGCAAGACAGAUGCAUUCAGGAUCAAAGUUCGCCUAAUGCACCCAACUCAAAUAUACUGGGAUGGAUACGUGCGUAUUUGUGGAUGCUCUUGAUUUGCGAACUAUCCGAACUUUCUUUGUGUGCAAGUGUUGCAGGAUCCAAAGUUGCACACGAAGGAUUUUGUCCAAACAAGCUGAAUUCCAAUCUGUGGGUUGACGCGCAAAGCACCUGCGAGAGAGAAUGCAACGUGGAUGAGGACUGCGCUGACUUUGAGAAAUGCUGCACCAACGUGUGUGGUCUCAACAGCUGUGUGGCUGCACGCUUCUCCGACGGCACUCCUGCCCAGCCGGACGGGCGGGGUGGUGGAGGAGGAGCUGCAGAAGAUGCGCCCGUCUCCACGGCAACCUGCGAGGGCUUCAUCUGCAGCCAGCAGGGAGCCACCUGCGACAUCUGGGACGGCCAGCCCAUCUGCAAGUGCCAGGACCGCUGUGAGAAGGAGCCCAACUUCACCUGCGCCUCCGACGGCCUCACCUACUUCAACCGCUGCUACAUGGACGCGGAGGCCUGCAUCCGUGGCGUGACUCUCACCGUGGUGGCCUGCCGCUUCUACCUGGCCGGGCCCCACACCAGCCCGCUGCCUCAGGACACCACGGCCAACCCCACCCCGACAGCCUCCCAGGAGGAGCCCAUGCCCCCCACGCUCUACUCCAACCCCCACCACCAGUCCAUCUACGUGGGAGGCACCGUCAGCUUCCACUGUGACGUCAUCGGAGCCCCCAGGCCUGACGUGACGUGGGAGAAACAGAGUGAACGGCGUGAGCAGCUGGUCAUGAGGCCGGACCAGAUGUACGGCAACGUGGUCAUCACCAAUAUUGGCCAGCUUGUCAUUUACAACGCGCAGGUGUGGGAUACAGGUAUCUACACCUGCAUCGCGCGCAAUUCUGCAGGAGUCCUCCGUGCAGACUACCCGCUGUCCGUCAUCCGCCGGGCCGAUGAUGAUUUCUCUGAGGACCCUGAGAUGCCCAUGGGGCGGCCCUUCUCUCCUGCAGACUGCCUGGCUGAGGUGGACCAGAGAGUCUGCAGCGGGGAGCGCCACGUGGACUGGUUCUACGACAGCAAGCUGGGCUCCUGCAUGGCCUUCAGCAACGGAGGAUGUGACGACAGCCGCAACCGGUUUGAGACUUACGAGGAGUGCAAGGCCUCCUGUCAGAGGGAGGGGAUGGGGGUCUGCUCCCUGCCUGCUGUGCAGGGCCCCUGCAAGUCCUGGGAGCCACGUUGGGCCUGGAUUGCCCUCUUGAAACAGUGCCAGCCCUUUGCAUAUGGUGGCUGCCAUGGCAACGCCAACAGCUUCAGCACCAAGAAGGAGUGUGAUGCAAACUGCCCACAAGCCAAAAAGAAACCCUGUAAGAGCUGCAGGGUGAAAGGGAAGAUGGUGCCCAGCUUGUGCCGGAGUGACUUUGCUAUUGUUGGGCGUCUGACGGAGCUGGUGGAGGAUCUGGACUCUGGCUUGGCCCGCUUUAGCCUGGAUGAGGUCCUGAGAGAUGAGAAGAUGGGGUUGACUUUCUUCAACACAAAGCACCUGGAGGUGACUAUCGCCAAGAUAGACUGGAGCUGCCCCUGCCCCAACAUCACCAUGGAGGAGAACCCUCUGCUGGUGAUGGGCGUGGUGCAGGACGGCAUGGCCAUCAUCCAAUCAGACAGCUACGUCAGAGCCAUCACUGAGCGCAGGCUCAAGAAGCUGCGUGACGUUGUAAAAAAGAAGUCCUGUAAGGUUUCGUAGGAGGAAACGCUGAAAACAAACCAAGCAGCAGCAAAGUGCGUGUUGCCACAUUAUUACAUUUGGUAACACUUUACAAUAACCAUCAUUUAUAAAUGGUAAACAGAUAGUUUAUUAAUGUUUAAUCAUCAUUUAUAAACUGUAUAAAAGUUAUUAAAUAUCAGAGUUUCUUGUUGCAGUUCUGGGGCUGGAUUCACGAAGCAUUCUUAAGGGAAAAAAAGCUUCUUAAGUGCCACUUUUUUUUUCUUAACUUUGUUCUUAAGACAGAAUUUAAGAAGAUUUGGUAUUCAUGAAGAAAUUCAGUAACACUUUACAAUAACCAUCAUUUAUAAAUGGUAAACAGAU
This is a messenger RNA of Centropristis striata (black sea bass), 2552 nucleotides long. RefSeq names its product WAP, follistatin/kazal, immunoglobulin, kunitz and netrin domain containing 1 (gene wfikkn1). NCBI's taxonomy places the organism in Eukaryota, Metazoa, Chordata, Actinopteri, Perciformes, Serranidae. The coding region runs from base 426 to 2210 and encodes 594 amino acids. Gene Ontology annotation, molecular function: serine-type endopeptidase inhibitor activity; protein binding. The record is from RefSeq and is a predicted model, not a curated record. The transcript has 2 exons. Gene Ontology annotation, cellular component: extracellular region.